AUGACCUUCUGGAGCUUGUUGCCAGUUGCCCUGGUGUUGCUCUGCUCCAGCACUUUCUGCUCCCUGGGCUGUGAUCUGACACAAGGCCUCCAGGAAGACUUCUCACUUCUGAACCAGAUGAGCACAUUUUCCCUGGUACCAUGUUUGAAGGACAGGACCAGCUUCAACUUGCCAAAAGAAGCCCUGGAGGACAACAAGCUCCAGAGGGGAGAUGCCAUAAUCAUUUUCCAUGAGAUGCUCCAGCAGAUGUUCACCCUCUUCAGCCAGAAUGCUGCUCCUGUUGCUUGGGAUCAGACCCAGCUCAUGCAACUGCUCAUGGGUCUGGAUCAGCAGAUAGAACAGUUGGAACGUUGUCUUACACAGGAUGUAGAACAAGAUGAGCCCUCCUUGGGAAGAGAGAACCCCCUGAUGGCCCUGAAGAACUACUUCCAAGGAAUAAGCCAGUAUCUGCAAGGAAAAGGAUACAGCCAUUGUGCCUGGGAGGUCACUCGAGUGGAAAUCAGGAGAUGCUUUCUGUUCUUAAGCAAACUUUCAAGAAAAUUCAGGGACUAA
This is a messenger RNA of Monodelphis domestica (gray short-tailed opossum), 552 nucleotides long. RefSeq names its product interferon tau-2. The record is from RefSeq and is a predicted model, not a curated record. Gene Ontology annotation, biological process: defense response. Gene Ontology annotation, cellular component: extracellular region. NCBI's taxonomy places the organism in Eukaryota, Metazoa, Chordata, Mammalia, Didelphimorphia, Didelphidae. Gene Ontology annotation, molecular function: cytokine receptor binding.